Cydia amplana is the source of this 2831-nucleotide messenger RNA. RefSeq names its product H(+)/Cl(-) exchange transporter 7 (gene ClC-b). Gene Ontology annotation, cellular component: lysosomal membrane; intracellular membrane-bounded organelle. Gene Ontology annotation, molecular function: voltage-gated chloride channel activity. Lineage: Eukaryota; Metazoa; Arthropoda; Insecta; Lepidoptera; Tortricidae. The record is from RefSeq and is a predicted model, not a curated record. Gene Ontology annotation, biological process: chloride transport; transmembrane transport. The transcript has 15 exons. Bases 89 to 2797 code for a protein of 902 amino acids.
UCACAGUCGUAACAUUUAAUGUCAUGGUUAAAGUGCCUUGCCUAUUCAGAAGAAGAAGUGCUUGUGAACUUUGUUGAUAAAUAUUAAAAUGAGUACGUCCUCACAAGGACCUGAGGAUAACAGAAGUGAAACAACAUCUGAGACUGCGCAACUAGUCAGCCACGAUGAUUUAGCUUCAACUUCCAAUUAUACUCAGUUGAACAGAUCUGUUAACUAUCAAGACCCUCUAGAAGAUGAAUUUGAAGGCAGCCAUGGUGUCAGGAGGAGAAACACAGUGCAGAAGAUUGAGCCGGGGUCAACAAAUAUACUCUCUGCCAAAUUUGAAAGCUUGGACUACGACACCUGCGAGAACCACCCCCUCCUCGACGAGGAGAGGAAAAGGGGCUACGCCUUCGUCAUAUGGAAGGACUACACUCGCUGGUUCAUCUUCCUGCUCAUCGGGAUCAUCACGGCGUUGAUAGCGUUUGUCAUCGAUGUCUGUAUAGAAGAAUUCUCCGAGAUUAAAUAUAGGGAGCUUAAGAAAUCUGUGGAUGCCCACUUGCCACACCGAAUGUACGUCCCGUACCUGUUGUGGGUGUUAUCAAACAUUUGCAUAGUUUUCAUAGGUUCUGUGCUCGUCGCAUACGUUGAGCCAGUAGCAGCCGGCAGCGGGAUACCACAAGUAAAGUGUUACUUGAACGGAGUUAAAGUGCCGAGGGUUGUCCGCAUCAAAACGCUGUUCGUGAAAACCAUCGGCGUGAUCACUGCCGUGGUCGGAGGUCUCGCGGGAGGCAAGGAAGGUCCGAUGAUUCACAGUGGCGCGGUGGUAGCGGCUGGCAUUUCGCAAGGCAAGAGCACAACCUUCAACAAGGAUUUCAAGAUUUUUCACUAUUUUCGAGAAGAUCAUGAAAAGCGUGAUUUCGUGUCGGGUGGGGCCGCGGCCGGCGUGUCGGCGGCCUUCGGAGCCCCCAUCGGUGGAGUACUUUUUUCUCUAGAAGAAGGCACAAGUUUCUGGAACCAGGCGCUGACCUGGCGUACGUUCUUCGGCACCGUGGUCACCACGUUCACGCUGAAUUGCGCGCUUUCUGCGUACCACGGGCGUGCGGGGGAACUUAGUUAUCCAGGUCUCCUGAAUUUGGGCAAAAUGGAGCCGUUCCCGUUCCAAUUCUACGAGUUGCCGGUGUUCAUGUUCUUCGGCGCCGUGGGGGGGUGUCUCGGCGCCCUGUGGAAUCACAUCAACUACAAACUCUCCGUCUUCCGAAUUAGGUACAUAACCGCGCCGUGGCUACGAGUGGUGGAGGCGUGCCUAGUGGCGGCUGCAAGCGCGACUGUCGGCUUCCUCAUGAUGUACGCGCUCAACGACUGCCGCCCUCUAGGGGAGGACCCUACUAAAGUGCCCUUGCAGUUGUAUUGCGCCGACGGCGAAUAUAACGCCCUUGCCGCAGUCUGGUUCCAAACGCCCGAAGCCUCCGUGCGCUCGUUCCUGCACAACCCCAUCGGCUCAUACAACCCGUGGUCCAUACUCGUGUUCGUGUUCUGCUACUUCCUGCUGUCGGCGUGGACGUUCGGGCUGGCGGUCUCCAGUGGUCUGUUCAUACCGAACUUGCUCUGUGGUGCGGCUUGGGGCCGCCUGCUGGCUAUCCUUAUACAGCUCAUGGCGCCAGAGAAUGUGAGUAUCGGCAACCCUCGUGUUUAUGUACUUCGUGCUGUGUGUGUGACGUUCGGGCUGGUGGUGUCGAGUGGUCUGUUCAUACCGAACUUGCUCUGUGGUGCGGCGUGGGGCCGCCUGCUGGCUAUCCUGAUACAGCUCAUGGCGCCAGAGAAUGUGAGUAUCGGAAACCCUUGUGUUUAUGUACUUUGUGCUGUGUGUGUAAGGUUCGGGCUGGUGGUGUCGAGUGGUCUGUUCAUACCGAACUUGCUCUGUGGUGCGGCUUGGGGCCGCCUGCUGGCUAUACUGAUACAGCUCAUGGCGCCAGAGAAUACGAUAAUAAACCCGGGGAAGUACGCCCUAGUCGGCGCGGCGGCUCAGCUCGGCGGGGUGGUCCGUAUGACCAUAUCACUGACGGUUAUCAUCAUCGAGACCACAGGGCAGAUAUCCAACGCACUGCCGAUCAUUAUCACACUGGUCGUCGCUAAGUGGGUGGGAGAUUUUUUCAACGAGGGAAUAUACGACAUCCACAUCCAGCUAGCGGGCGUCCCAUUACUCCCAUGGGAGCCACCGCCACUCGCCCAUAACGUGUACGCCUCCGAAGUGAUGUCGCACCCCGUGUUCACGCUCCGCACCAUCGAGAACGUCGGUCAUGUGGUGGAGCUGCUCAAACUGGUGUCUUACAACGGGUUCCCGGUCGUUGACCCGCCUCUGGCUGAUGAUCAAGAAGUGCACACAUACAAGCGUCUCCGAGGCCUCAUACUGCGCUCGCAGCUGAUAGUACUCCUUCAGAACAAGAUCUACAACGAGAACGAGCACGAGAACGCCAACACCACGUGGUCCAGCUUCAAUGUGGACAUGAACAUGUUCCGGAAGGAGUACCCGCGGUACCCGUCCAUCAACGAUCUGGAGAUAUUUGACUGGGAAAAAACCUGCACGAUAGACCUGCGACCAUUCAUGAAUCCGUCUCCGUACACGUUGCCUACUCGCGCGUCGCUGCCGCGGCUCUUCCGGCUGUUCCGAGCCCUAGGGCUGCGCCACCUGCCUAUAGUCAAUGACGUGAACGAGGUGGUGGGGAUGGUGACUCGCAAAGACAUUGCCAGGUACCGCGUCUGGAGGCAUCAUUUCAGCAUGGGAAUGGAGGAGUUAGUACUCUCCAGUGAAAUUUAAUUAUGUGGUCAAAUAUUGUGUUGAAGUUAAGAGA